AUGACAGUAUUCCGCGAGCCCGAGUCGCCUGCAUCUGCGGCAUCGGCGUCGCCGCGGGCGCAGAGGAAGCACCUGCUGCCUCGCCCCGUGCUCGACGCCGUCGCCGGCGCCGUGUCGGGCGGGGUGGCGCGCCUCGUGGUGUCGCCACUCGACGUCAUCAAGAUCCGAUUUCAGGUGCCUCCCGCGCCAUGCCUCGCACCCUCUCGUCGCUUCGUCUUCGCAGCUCGCCUCGCCAUGACUCCUCUCCGCGAUUACCCGAACGGGCGCGCACUUAUCUCUCACGCCGCUGCCGCGCUCACCCCGCCGUCCUCGCGAUCCCCGCAGGUGCAGCUGGAGCCCAUCCACGCGCCGCAUGCCGCCGCCGCCGCCACCUCCGCAGCUGGGCGCGCGGCGGCGACGGCGGCGGCGGGCGCGGUGCGGGCGUCGCGGUCCAAGUACACGGGGCUGCUGCAGGCCGCGCGGGAGAUCCUCCGCGAGGAAGGCGUGCAGGGCUUCUGGCGGGGCACGGUGCCGGGGCUGCUGUUGGUGAUGCCCUACACCGCCAUCCAGUUCGUCGUCAUCCACCGCUUCAAAUCGCUCAUGACCGGCUCACACCGCACAGAGGACCACAAGCAGCUGCGACCGGAGCUGUCAUUCGUGGGCGGGUCGGUGGCGGGCAUGGCGGCCACGGUGGGGUCGUACCCCUUCGACCUGCUGCGCACCGUGCUCGCCUCACAAGGCGAACCCAAGGUGUAUGCGGGCAUGAGGGCGGCGUGCAUGGGGAUAGUGAGGGAGCGCGGGGUGAGGGGGCUGUUUGCAGGGCUGCCGCCCACCAUGGUGGAGAUCAUCCCCUACGCCGGCCUGCAGUUCGGCCUCUACGACGCCUUCAAGCGCCACCUCGCUCACUACAACUGGUCGCGCUCCAAGGCUCGCCACGACCGCCCCGUGUCGCUCGCCCACUCCCACCUGCCCUCCACAGCCCCGUCCACCGCGCCACUCUCCCCGCCGCCAUCACCCUCACCAUCAUCAUCACCAUCACUCUCACCAGCAGCAGCCCCGCCAGCCGUGGCAUCGGCAGUGGAGCGGGCGGCACGGCCUGCCGUGUCAUCGGGGCAGCUGAGUGCAUGGCAGCAGUUCAUGUGUGGGCUGGCAGCGGGCACACUCGCUAAGGUCGCCUGCCACCCACUCGAUGUCGUCAAAAAGCGAUUCCAAGUGGAGGGGCUGCGGCGCCAUCCUCGGUACGGAGCACGCAUCCAGCCGAGGGCGUACCGCGGCAUGGUAGACGCGCUGCGCAAGAUAGUGGCCACCGAGGGUGUGGAGGGGCUCUAUAAAGGUGUGCUGCCUUCCGUUAUCAAAGCCGCCCCAUCUGCUGCAAUCACCUUUUUUGUCUACGAGCUUGUGGCAAAGUUUCUCGAGGAAAUGUCCUCAACAGACGUCUAA
This is a messenger RNA of Closterium sp. NIES-65, 1419 nucleotides long. NCBI's taxonomy places the organism in Eukaryota, Viridiplantae, Streptophyta, Zygnematophyceae, Desmidiales, Closteriaceae. The record is from the annotation of a GenBank genome assembly.